This is a messenger RNA of Gryllus bimaculatus (two-spotted cricket), 456 nucleotides long. NCBI's taxonomy places the organism in Eukaryota, Metazoa, Arthropoda, Insecta, Orthoptera, Gryllidae. The record is from the annotation of a GenBank genome assembly.
AUGGAACGGGGCGACUCGGCCUUGCACGUGGCAGCUUCCCGAGGCCACAUUAAAGCCGUGGUAGUCCUCGUCGGAUUCAUACGCGUCGACGCCACUGGCUACAAAUUGCGAACUCCUCUCCACCUCGCGGCCCUGAACGGCCACCGGCUAGUUGCCGUUCGCCUUGUAGACUGCGGAGCAAAGAUCAACGCCAAAAACGCUGCCGGGUUUACACCCAUGGCACUUGCAGCGAGAAAAAAACACACGCUUUUGGUGCAUACUCUUUUGAGAAAGAAAGCAAAAAUUGAUGAGAAAGCGAUGGUAAUGGCCGCAAACAACCGAAGUUGGGAUUUAAUUGGCACCUUUCUACGCAGAACAAGAGGAUUGGCUGACGCAUCCAAUUUACGGCGGUCAUCCAAUUAUUGUGCUAGAUGCGAAAGCUCGUCGUUGGGAUAUUGUAAAAUUACUUCUGAAUAA